This is a messenger RNA of Colias croceus (clouded yellow), 2057 nucleotides long. RefSeq lists its product as uncharacterized. Gene Ontology annotation, biological process: ubiquitin-dependent protein catabolic process via the multivesicular body sorting pathway. The record is from RefSeq and is a predicted model, not a curated record. NCBI's taxonomy places the organism in Eukaryota, Metazoa, Arthropoda, Insecta, Lepidoptera, Pieridae. Gene Ontology annotation, cellular component: ESCRT I complex. The transcript is spliced from 2 exons. Bases 276 to 1892 code for a protein of 538 amino acids. Gene Ontology annotation, molecular function: ubiquitin binding.
AGUUUGAGUUUGACAAAUAACGUCAAAUGCUUUUCUCGCCUCUGUUUACUGAUUAAAUUGAUAAAAUUAAUUAAAAUUAGUUUGUCUAGUAAAAUUGUUGGUCACAUAGCAUGAGAUUACAGAGAAAUUUUUAUUCAUUAUGCAUGUGUUUAAUAUGUUAGUGUAACAAGUGAUGACGUCGAAAGAGGAUAAUGUAACCUUAAAAGUGCUAAGAUUGUGUAAAUACAAACUUUGUUUUAUUUUAUUAUCGUUAUCAGUCGUUAAAGUGAUUUGAUAUGUCACAUUUUGGAGAUUUUAUGGACGGCGUACCCGUGAAAAUAUCAGAAAAAUACAAGCGACCUCCACGAAUCGAGUUACCUUAUAGCAUUACAGAAUGUCCUUUGCGAGCGCAAAAUGUUGUUGAAUGCGUCAACUAUUGCCCUACAUUCGAACGUAAUGUACUUUCUAAACUCAAAGAGCUUAGAAGCGCAAAAGAAACGAAGAAAAAUGAAAGGCGACAUCGUCUUCAAUUAUUGGAAGAAGCGAAACAAAAGAAAUUGGACGCCAUAGCCGCCGCUGAAGCAGAGGAAAAGUUGAAGCAGCUCAGUGUGUCCGAGGUGUCGUACCCGAGCACCGAUGAGAUCAGCGCCCUAUCGCCUGACGAAAAACCAGAACGCAACUGUGAUACAAGUUCUACUCAAGACAAUAGCCCAGAGAUUGACAAAACUACAAGUGUAGAUGUUACUUUGCCAUGUAGUACAACACAAGACUCGCAGACAAGCAUCUUGCAGCCCAUACAAGUGCAGUCAAACUACCAACAAAGUCUUCUAGAUGAUCCAGAUCCAUUGCAGGAACUAAAGAUUAGUUCUAAAAUUACUAAACCCCAGUACUCUCAUAAUGUUGAAACAAUGACAUUCAAAGAUUUUGAAAAUGACACAUCUAGCCCGUUUGAUAAUGUUGAACUUAAAACUAUUAAUGAUAUGGAAUUAUUAGCUCAAGUGUUGCAAAGUCAAAGAGAUUCAACAGCUAGCUGUCAGGUGCCAAAUUAUCAGGAGCAGGUCUAUCCAGGAUAUGCAAAUUGUGCGACACAAGCUCAACUUGAAGGUGUCACGUACAUACCAAAUGCUUACGGAGAACAGACAAUACAGGGUCCAAAUAUUAUAUACUCGUCUCCACAGCAUUACCCAGUCUCCAAUGGCUAUUAUGUACAGUCUGAUAAUAUAUGUGAUAGGAGUAUUCCUGUUGAUAAUGUAUAUAUGCCCAAUUAUCAAUAUUAUGUUCCUACACAACCUUAUACAGUAACAGAUCAAUAUUACAGCAACCCAUUGCCAACCACGUCAGCAGAAAUCAAUCAAAUAACGAAUGGAGCAACCUAUAUCCCACAGCCUUAUUAUUAUUAUCAACAACCGUAUUAUACGCAACAGACAAUAAACACUAAUGAAGUAACAGAAGAGCCGGCAGCAAAUAGUUCUCAGAAUAUAGUUAAGUCUAGGUCUAGAAGUGUUCCUGAUAUUGUAAGGGAGUUGAAUGAGGAGUUAGCGACGGCAAAAUUGAGAGCAAAUGAGAGAUCUUGCAAUGUUAGUCCCGCACCUGUGGCAAUGGUUCCAAGGUCAUCUUCUAGUAGUGAUAAACGAGAUCAUAGAAGGAGAAAAACUGAGCAGUUGCCAAAUCCAUAUGAUAAAUUUCCCCCACAAUUACAGAACAUGUGUCAGAAAAUUCAUGGAAUGGGCUUUCCCUUGGACAGGGUAGCCAGAGUGUGUAGCCUAGUUGGAGAGAAUGAUAAGAAGGUAAUAGAAGGUCUUCUCAUCUUGGGAGAGCUGAUGGAUCUAGGAUUUUCGGAAGGAAGAGUGUCCGCAGCACUUGCCAAACAUGAAUUCAACAGAGAUAAAGCCUUGGACGAGUUGGUUUCAUAACAGGAAUACCUCACUGGAUUGGUGGAUCAUACAUACUUUAAUGGGUAUAUCCCCAUUAUUACGAAAUGUGGUUUUUAUUGUACAGAAAUGUUAAAUCACCUAGAAUGUAAAGAAGAAAAAAUAUUUAUCAAUUCUUUUUUAAUUUCAUUAAAAUGCCUCGAGUUA